UCCCUAACUAACUAUCUGUAGAUCUAUUAUCCGUCUCUGCUUAAUAUUGACAACGAUCACCUAAGUUCAAUCUUUUUAUUCGACUGGGGUUGUUUGUCAAUGUAUAUCACUUAUGGGCGUCGUUUAUAUCAAACGGCGUCCUGUCUUUUGUGUUUUGUCUCAUGGAACCUUUCCGCUAUACCACGCGACACAGGCAAUUAAUAAUACGUGAAUGUGGUUAUGCUUGAGUCGGAUAUCAAUAUCAUCGCUUUUCUAGACCAGCCACUAUGGAUCGAAGCUCCAAGGCUGCUACUUGUGGACUCGCUUGUAUCCAUGUCUACACUGGUCCUGUCAUUCGAAUUAUUAUAUAGAGGGUCUUGACAUGGGCCUUGCUGCCAAGUUUUACUCUGACGAACUCAGCUUAAAAGGAUAUGGUACACCUCUAUGGAUGCCUGAGUCGUCACCAGAGGUUCAAAUCGGAGACGUCGGUUAUAUCCUCGCUAAUGGGUCCUGGCUGCGUCUCUUUAAUGUUCUUUAUUCUGAAGAUAGUGAUAUUAACGAGGAUGGAGUGCCGGAUGGAUUUCGACCUUUGAGGUUCAAGCUGAAAUUAUUUAAGCGGUGGGAUCGCUUCCUCAAUCCGGGUGUACUGUACAGUAGUUCUGUCAAACAGAUAAGUGCUAAGUUCAAUGCUUCAACUGGUGCGGUACCGAUGGACAUGGCUUGCAGAUACGAGUGUUCCAGUGGUGCAGGUGCUUUGCUUGCUUUACAGGAUCCCGCGGUAUCGGAAGAAGUGGUACACAACCAAAAUUUCGUUGAAUACAUGCGUCGAAACCAUGCGAGUUGGUGCGAGUUUGCACGACGGCAAGGAUUCAUCGUUGAUAGGGAGGACAUCAUACUCGUACGAGGAUGGGUGAAGGCGUCGAGUUGGACGGCCGCCGCAUUCAUGGAGAAAGGUCAUGCGCUGGAACUCAACCUUGGGGUCAAUGCCACACUCUCCGCUAGCUUCGGCGUCUCUGUCGUGGGUUCUGUCAGAACUACCCAAUCCGUCGAAUGUCGAUCUGGCCAUGUCGAAUCAAAUGAACACACUACUAGAUCGAGACGUAUAGCUUCCACUUAUCGCACUGUCUUAGUCCAGGAGCGGACUCCGACGCAUUGUGUCUUUCUCUCAUGCUAUAAGAUAAAGUAUCGGUCGAUUUUGCCUACAAAGAUUGUCGCGGCUGCGGAACCGUCCGAAGAUUCAAAGCGGCCGGAAAACAGUCCUAAUUCCGAUUCUACGGCCACAAUGACUGCUCCAGACACAGCCUCAAGUGUUGAAAUCGAGGUAUGGCCCAAAGAAGAGAAGGCUCAAACUCACGUCGACAAGCUUCUUGACUAUCUACUCGCCGUCACGUCUGCGGAUGUUGCAAUUGCAAGUGAUAUACAUAUAGUAAAUCCGAUGUCUUACAAGGAUGGAGCAGUGCUGAAACAAACAAGAAACGACCAUAUACGAUAGUCACCUCCUCGGGUGUUGCGACCUUCCAUUUGAAAGAGAUCGUGAAGACUUUGACCCCGACUUCGACCCCGAUAUUCGUGGGCUUCACCCGUCCAGCUCGAUCAGGGCUAACUUAUAUGAGUUGAAAGCUCAUAAGCAGAGUUACUAUCGGCCACCUGGAUUUCGGAGAUCCAAGCCUAAACCAUCAACUGACAGGAGUUCUUCUGAAUGUAUGACCAGUCUCGG
Molecule: messenger RNA, 1696 nt
Organism: Somion occarium
Lineage: Eukaryota; Fungi; Basidiomycota; Agaricomycetes; Polyporales; Cerrenaceae
Source: the annotation of a GenBank genome assembly